Sardina pilchardus (European sardine) is the source of this 871-nucleotide messenger RNA. RefSeq names its product ras-related protein Rap-1A-like. The record is from RefSeq and is a predicted model, not a curated record. NCBI's taxonomy places the organism in Eukaryota, Metazoa, Chordata, Actinopteri, Clupeiformes, Clupeidae. Gene Ontology annotation, molecular function: GTPase activity; GDP binding; GTP binding. Gene Ontology annotation, cellular component: plasma membrane. Gene Ontology annotation, biological process: cellular response to cAMP; negative regulation of synaptic vesicle exocytosis; Rap protein signal transduction. The coding region runs from base 247 to 804 and encodes 185 amino acids. The transcript is spliced from 7 exons.
CUACGUCUGAUCAUCGCGGCUGUCAAAGGAGGUCGUUGAGCGGACAGGCGAAUAUACAGUCGCAUGAUAACUACACAGAUAUUGUGCUGAUAAAGAGGUCGGUGACUGUGCGCUAUGGAAUGCGGUGCAUGGUGGUAGAUUCGAAGAAUUGGCUCUCACCAUAACUAUUAGAAGCAAUUGUGCACUCUUCUAAGUGCAGGCCAGGCCGGAGAGGGACUGCUGCGCUGUCCGGUGAUCAGACCCACCAUGCGUGAAUACAAGCUUGUGGUGCUCGGCUCAGGAGGCGUAGGCAAGUCCGCUCUGACGGUGCAGUUUGUGCAGGGGAUCUUCGUAGAGAAAUACGACCCCACAAUAGAGGACUCGUACAGAAAGCAAGUGGAAGUUGAUGGGCAGCAAUGUAUGUUGGAAAUCCUGGACACGGCAGGCACAGAGCAGUUCACGGCUAUGCGGGACCUCUAUAUGAAGAACGGUCAGGGCUUCGCUCUGGUCUACUCCAUCACAGCACAGUCGACCUUCAACGACCUCCAGGACCUCCGCGAGCAGAUCCUGCGAGUCAAGGACACAGAGGAUGUGCCGAUGAUCCUGGUGGGCAAUAAGUGUGAUCUGGAGGACGAGCGGGUGGUGGGGAAGGAGCAGGGGCAGAGUCUGGCGCGCCAGUGGAACCAGUGUGCCUUCCUCGAGUCCUCCGCCAAGUCCAAGAUCAACGUGCUCGACAUCUUCUAUGACUUGGUGCGGCAGAUCAACAGGAAGACUCCGGUGGAGAAGAAGAAGGCCAAAAAGAAGUCCAACUGCACCCUGCUGUAGCGCCUCCUACAGGCACCCUGAGCCCGGUACGACACACACACACACACACACACACACACACACACAC